AUGCCUUUUGAUCUUGAGAAAUUUGUAGGUGCACCCAGGGAGCACCUGAAUACACUACAGGAAGCUAAGAAGGACCAGCUUCGCCAAAUAGCUGUAAGGGCAAGAAUAUCUGUAGGUCAUGCUGUGGUGAAAGCUGAACUAUUGGGAAAGAUCAUAGAUUUCCUGAUAAAUAGUGGUAACAUAACUGAAGAAGAGGCUCUUCCCUUAAGGCCUUUAACACUUGAACGAGGUGCUGCUCGUACAGUUACUACACCUGAAGACCCAGAGAUAGUGAAAUUGAAACUCCAACUUGAACUGCAGCAGCGAACAGUAGAAGCUGCAAAUGCCGCAGCAGCAGCUGAACAAAAAAGGCUUGAAGCUGCAAAUGCCGCAGCAGCAGCUGAACAAAGAAAGGUCGAAGCUGCAAAUGCUGCAGCAGCAGCUGAACAAAGGAAGGUAGAAGCUGAGCAAAGAAGACUUGAACUAGAACGAAAAGAAAGAGUUCUGUUGGAAAAGGAACUAUCAGCCAUAAGAAUAGAAGAAAGAUUGGCAGAAAUACAGCUACCUGAUGCUUUUGAUCUUAGUAAAGCACUCAAACUCCUGCCUGUCUUCGAUGAAAAAGAUCCUGAUGUAUUUUUCAUUACUUUUGAAAACACUGCAACGUCUCUCAACUGGCCUAGAGACCAAUAUGUUCUCUUAAUCAGAAACUCCUUCAAAGGAAAAGCUGCAUAUGUGGCAGCACAACUUGUCCAAGAAAGGGAUUAUGAAGUCUUUAAAACUGCUAUAUUGGAUGCUUAUAGUGUUACAGCAGAAGGGUAUAGACAAAUCUUCAGACAAACUUUAAAGAACCAAGCUCACACGUAUCUCGAGUUUUUCACAUUGAAGUUGAAGCAGUUUAAUAAAUGGAUAGAUAAGGAACAAAUAACUACUUUAGAACAAUUAAAGAAUUUAAUAGGUUUAGAAGAAUUCCUGAGGCGUAUUCCAGCUAAUGUGUCAAUGUUUAUUAGAGAAAAACAAGAAAAAUAUGGAAAAAGGGCUGCCCUAUUAGCUGAUGAUUACCACCUCAUUCAUAAACUUAAACCACACUCGUCCUCUCCUUCAUCUGCCCCCCAGGUUUGUACUUUUUGUAAGAAAGUAGGUCAUCAUAUUAAAGACUGUCCUAGUCCCAAAUGCAAAGCAUCUCAUGGUAAGGCUUCUCCUAAUGCUUUUACACAAGGACCCAAAUCAGGGAAUACUGCAAAUAAAACGACACUUCACUGUGCUCAACCUUUAUCAGGCUUUGCAGCAUUUACAUAUCCUGGUAAAGUAAAUGAUAUCCCAGUGCAAAUUAUGAGAGAUAUGGGGUCUUCUCAAACUAUCAUUAGCUCAAAGUUAAAAGAUUUAGCUAAACCAACAGAUCAGUAUGUAACUGUGUCGGAUUUGACUUGUCAAAAGGUUUUACCUAUUGUACAGAUUUCUCUUGAUUGUCCUUAUUUUAAAGGUUCAACUAAUGUCGCCUUGUUGGAUUCUGACCUGCCUUGCAAGAACAUAGACAUGAUACUUGGUAAUGACUUGGCUCAAACUAACAGUACUCCUAGUCUUAUCAUUACUCAGCCUGAAGUAGUGAUCGAAAAAGCUUGCAAAGAGUUUUCUCCUGUGGUAGAGCUUCCCUGCCAAGUAGUCACCAGGUCUACAACCUCAACUUCUAGAGACACUGAACACACAGGUAAGGUGGAUCAAAGUACCUUAGGUGAAAAAGUCCUUGCUGAUCUUGUUGAUAUUCCCUCAGAUGAAUUUGUAGAGUAUCAAAGGUCUGAUGAUAGUUUGAAAGAAUACUUUGAUAAAGUAAAAGAUGAUGUUGAUGAAAGUAAGUUACCAUAUUUCUAUCUUGAUAAUAACAUCCUUAUGAGACGUUAUAGGCCUUUGAAGAUUGCAGGACAAAAUUCCUGGCAUGAUAGUUACCAGCUAGUAGUUUCUUCUAAUCUUCGUGCAGCCUUAUUGGAUCUUGCUCAUUCAGCAGUCUCUCAUCUAGGCAUUUCUAAAACCUAUAAGCGUUUGCUGGACGAUUACUACUGGCCUGGUAUGAAAGCUGAUGUAAAGCACCACAUAGAAUCUUGCCAUCCCUGCCAGGUAACUGGUAAACCAAAUCAGAAAAUACCUCCAGCACCAUUAGUUCCUAUUACUGUACCUAAUUCUCCUUUUGAAAAGGUAAUUGUAGAUUGUGUUGGUCCACUUCCAAAAACUAAAAAACAAAAUGAGUACAUUUUAACUGUGUUGUGCCCAACUACUAGAUUUCCUUUAGCCAUACCUAUAAAAAACAUAUCUGCUAGAACAAUUAUUGUUAAUCUUCUUAAAAUAUUCACCAUUUUUGGUUUUCCAAAAGAGCUUCAGUGUGAUCAGGGGACAAACUUCACUAGUGAUUUGUUUAAGCAAACUUUAAAGCAGUUAAACAUCUCCCAUAUUUUUGCUUCAGCUUAUCACCCUCAGACUAAUGGAGCCCUCGAACGCGUACAUCAGACCAUUAAAAGCCUCCUGCGCAAGUACAUUUGUGAAACUGGACGGGACUGGGAUGAAGACCUGGAUCUGCUUAUGUAUGUACUUAGGAGUACACCUAAUGAGUCGACUGGAAUUUCUCCCUUCGAGAUGAUGUUCGGCCGUAGACCUAGGACAAACCUUAGUAUGGUAAAAGAAAACAUCCUAAGAGGUACUUACAAAGACCAGCAAGUAGUUCACCUGUUAAGUAGAGAGAUUGAUCACUCCACUCACAACUCAAGGAUAACUACUCCCAUCGAGACUUCUCCUAGCACGAAAAACCUAGUACCCGAGGCAGUUGAUAAUGAUAGACUUUUAGCUCCUCUUGAACCAGACGAAGAAGAAACUUUGGCUCAUAAUCAUAUUUUGUCAUGGAAAGAUGCUAGUAACUCACAGAUUCUUUCUUUACUUUCACAGUAUCUUGGUCAUCUUCCUGAGGUGGAAAGGGAAGAAUUAGAGGCUGUUCUGAAGUCUUAUCCUGCAAUAUGUUCAGACACUCCUGGUUGCUGUACCUUGGUGAAACAUGAUGUUGUGCUAGAACCAAACACCAAUCCCGUUCGUCAACCUUUUUAUCGGGUGUCCCAUCGUUUAUUACCAGCCUUCAAGGCUGAGGUUGAGUAUUUACUAAAACUAGAUUUGGCUGCACCAAGUAAGUCUCCCUGGGCAUCGCCUUGUAUUUUAGUCAAAAAGCCUAACAAUUCCUAUCGUAUGUGUACGGAUUAUAGAAAGGUUAAUUCUGUAACAGUCAAGGAUGCUUAUCCAUUACCUAGAAUUGCAGAUAUUAUUGACUCGGUGAGUAAUUCUAAAUACCUUACCCAGAUUGAUCUCUUGAAGGGUUAUUAUCAAAUUAAAUUAACAGAUAGGGCAAAAGAGAUAUCAGCCUUUAUAACACCUUUUGGUCUCUUUGAAUACAAAGUUUUGCCAUUUGGGAUGACUAAUGCUCCAGCUACAUUCCAAAGGAUGGUCCAUGAAGUUACACAUGGUUUGGAGGGUGUAUAUGUCUAUUUGGAUGACAUCGUAAUUGCUAGUAACUCCUGGGACGAACACCUCAAGAUCUUAAAAGAACUCUUCAAAAGACUCCUGAAAGCACUUCGUUAUUAA
Molecule: messenger RNA, 3591 nt
Organism: Macrobrachium nipponense
Lineage: Eukaryota; Metazoa; Arthropoda; Malacostraca; Decapoda; Palaemonidae
Exons: 2
Coding region: 1-3591 (1196 amino acids)
Biological process (GO): DNA integration
Molecular function (GO): zinc ion binding; nucleic acid binding
Source: RefSeq, a predicted model, not a curated record